AUGCGCACACGACUGGGAGGAGAUCCAAGCCUUAGGGAGAUGGAACGCUCAAAUUCUAUGAAGCGUUAUACUCAAGAUGCUAAUUUGGCUGACAGCUCUCAGUUUGCAAAACAGACAAGAUCUCCGAUCCAGGGUGCCAACGGUCAGUGUGGAGAGGUGGAGGUUGGAAAUAGCGAGAAUUGGAGGAAUGAGAUGUACGACCAGUGGUUGAAAAAGAAAGAUAAACAAGUCGUGGGUGAGUAG
Molecule: messenger RNA, 243 nt
Organism: Perkinsus marinus ATCC 50983
Lineage: Eukaryota; Perkinsozoa; Perkinsida; Perkinsidae
Exons: 3
Coding region: 1-243 (80 amino acids)
Source: RefSeq, a predicted model, not a curated record